UUCACAGGCUGAUGACCGUGACCCCAUUAACCACAGCGGCGGGAAUGUGUGAUGGGACUGGAUUAAUUAUUUAAAAUAAGGACGAAAUGUUUCACGGGAUCCCACUGUGAUCUUCGCACACGUGUGUGUAAUUUUUCUUUUUUUUUUUUUUUUAUCCUACUCGGAGACAUGGAGAAAUAUCUGCUGUAGUGCAGUAAAGUAAAUUCACGGGGGACCCGGAGACUUCAUUUACUGCCUCCCUGAGACCUGGGCUUCAAUUAUUCAGUGUGUGGACAAGGAUCCCGGCGCUAAAACCACGGACAAAUUAACGCGUGUUUUCAGAGAGUACAGCCGAAGGCAACACACACAAAAAAAAUAAAUAAUAAAAGCAAACAAACAUCCUCCGUCAAUCCUGAGAUUCAGGAGAAAAUAUCGGCUCCGUGAUCAUUUACACAUCUCCAAUUAAAGCUCGGUUUGAAGCAGACGGGAGUAAAAUGGUCAAAAUUAUUGGCAGUUAUUUCCAGCAGCACAGAGCUGAGGUGCAUUCACAGUCCCUCUGUGAAAGUAAGUGAAUUUCUGAUGAGCGUCAAUAAAACGCAACGGUUGAUUAACGGAGCCGCGGGGAACGUUAUUUAUUUAUUUUAAUUUAUAUUGAUUUAUAUACAAUAAUCGGUUAUUGUAAUCAGGUAAUUAUUAUUUUGUAAUUAAUCUUUAUUUUAAAAACCAGCCGCCACGAUGUUAGAAAAUCUCCGAAAUUACGGCAGAGAAUAUUUAAAUGAGCAGAAUUAACAUUAACAUAAAAGUAAAUUAAAGGAAUUAAACUGGUAAAUAAAAAAAGGGGGUACGGCAGAGGGGGAGAUACUAAAUUUACUCAUUGUUUUUAAAAAAACCACAGGGACAAACGUUUGGUUUAUUUCUGAAUCGUUAAAAUUUGUUUGCAGAAAACAGGCAGCACUGAAGUUAAAAUGUGUGACUCACUGUGUCUACAAUCCUAAUCCUGGAGCUAAAGCAGCAGCGCUGUGUACGGAGGGGGAGAAGAAAAACAACCAUUUAACUGAUGGUAAACACGGACUAUACGACGGCGUUUGCUGGUAUAAACCUGAAGGUUUUUUCGUUUGGUGGACCUCGGAUCAGUGGACAGCUCCGGUCACAGACGCUGCUGCUGCUGCUGCGUUGCACCGACUUGGAGAUUGUGCCGAAAUGCCGCGGCUCUGAUUGGCUGCCUGCACUGACAGCUCUGCACAUGAUUGCAGGAGGACAAGCCCGACCCACUUUCACUCUUCCUACAGGAACCAUUCAUAAACUACACCAAGUCCAGCUCACAGCUGAGUGUGGACGAAAGUGAGCCGGGCCACGGAGCACAGAAGAGGAGUUGGAGGAGAGAUGAGUGGUCACAGACUGGUGUUGUAGUCUCUACAGACCGGCACAACGAAUGACGAGCCAGAACCCGAAUAUGAUUCUUCCUCAUCUGGCUGGAGAAGCUCAAAUGGACUGAUACCCAGCUCCUGCUAUUGCAUUGCAUCUCUAUCCGCUUCCUCCUCCUCACACUGACGUCCAUCCGCCCCAAUUGCAAAAAAAAGGAAGAAAAAAAAUAGAAAGAGAGAAAAACUUUGAUUUGACUAUUUUUUUUUCCUGCAAGGGGGAGCAUUUGCCUCUGGCUUAACCGGUAAGCAUUGGAUCCGUCAACCUACUGCGACUCUCCGGUGUACAGCCCGGACCUGUGCCCCAACAUGAUCGCGACGCAGGCGAAGCUGGUGUACCAGCUCAACAAAUACUACAACGAGAGAUGCCAAGCUCGCAAAGCGGCCAUUGCGAAGACCAUUAGAGAGGUUUGUAAAGUGGUGUCGGAUGUCCUGAAGGAGGUGGAGGUGCAGGAGCCCCGCUUCAUCAGCUCCCUCAGUGAGAUCGACGCGCGUUACGAAGGGAUGGAGGUCAUCUCUCCGAACGAGUUCGAGGUGGUGCUGUACCUCAACCAAAUGGGAGUCUUCAACUUUGUGGACGACGGCUCCCUGCCGGGCUGUGCGGUGCUGAAGCUCAGUGACGGCCGUAAAAGGAGCAUGUCCUUAUGGGUAGAGUUCAUCACCGCCUCCGGGUACCUGUCGGCCAGGAAGAUCCGCUCCAGGUUUCAGACUCUGGUGGCUCAAGCCGUGGACAAAUGCAGCUACCGGGAAGUGGUAAAGAUGGUGGCGGACACAAGUGAGGUCAAACUGCGGAUCAGGGAGAGGUACGUGGUGCAGAUCACGCCCGCCUUCAAGUGCACCGGGAUCUGGCCCAGGAGUGCAGCCCAGUGGCCCAUGCCCCACAUCCCGUGGCCUGGUCCUAACCGGGUGGCAGAGGUGAAAGCUGAAGGCUUCAACCUGCUCUCCAAAGAGUGCUACUCGUUGACGGGGAAGCAGAGUUCCGCAGAGAGCGACGCCUGGGUGCUGCAGUUCAGCGAGGCCGAGAACAGGCUGCUGAUGGGCGGCUGCAGGAAGAAGUGUCUGUCGGUGCUCAAGACUCUGAGGGACCGACAUCUGGAGCUGCCGGGGCAGCCGCUGCACAACUACCACAUGAAAACCCUGCUGCUGUACGAGUGCGAGAAACACCCGCGGGAGACCGACUGGGACGAGUCUUGCCUCGGAGACCGACUGAACGGCAUCCUGCUGCAGCUCAUAUCCUGCCUGCAGUGCCGCAGAUGUCCCCACUACUUCUUGCCAAACUUGGACUUGUUUCAGGGAAAGCCUCACUCGGCCCUGGAGGCUGCAGCUAAGCAGACAUGGAGACUAGCGAGAGAAAUCCUCACCAAUGCCAAAAGUUUGGACAAAUUAUAAACAAAAAACAAAAAAACAAAAAACCCGAAUGAUCCCCGACAGACUUUACUGGGAUAAAAACUUCAGAGAAGGACAAAGUCGAUCCUCCUUGCAAUGUGAAGAAAACAGAAACAG
Cynoglossus semilaevis (tongue sole) is the source of this 2903-nucleotide messenger RNA. RefSeq names its product mab-21-like 2 (gene mab21l2). The record is from RefSeq and is a predicted model, not a curated record. Lineage: Eukaryota; Metazoa; Chordata; Actinopteri; Pleuronectiformes; Cynoglossidae. Bases 1710 to 2789 code for a protein of 359 amino acids. The transcript has a single exon.